CUAGAAGAGACGAGAAAAAACGAGUAGAACGUACGUACGUACACCCCUAUCAGGCCCAUACCACCACCUGUACGUCCAUCUCUCCAAUAAAUACCAAACGUGGGCUGCUCUUUCAGUCCUCACACCUUACCCAAUCUGGCCAAGAGAUCGACAACAAUGGAGUUUCAAGCACUGCUUCUGCUUCUCUUCGUCUCUUUCACUCUCUCCUUUGCCACUGCAUCCACUAGCAAUGAGAAGCCGCCGUCUCUAAGUCAAACUCCAGCGCUGACGCCACCCACUCAGACACCGGCCAUUUCACCGCCGCCUGUCAAGACCAUUCCCGUUCUUCCCCCAGUUAAACCGACGCCGCCUUUCCGACCGAUAUCUCCUCCUCCUUCGGCGCCGGCCGCCAAGACGUCUCCCUCUUCACCGCCGGUUCCGGUAAAGACCCCAUCUCCUCUUCCCCCGUCGACUCCGCCCCCCGUCCAUACCCUCCCCCCAUCACCGCCUGUCCCGGUGAAAGCGCCGUCGAUUCCUCCACCGACAGGGAAAGCGCCUCCUACUCCGGCUGUCACUCCGACACCACCUUUCCGACCUCCAAGAAACAUGGCAGAAUGUGGACCACCGUGUUUGGAGAGGUGCAAGCUCCACUCGCGGCCGAAUGUGUGCCAGAGAGCGUGUACGACGUGCUGCGUGCGGUGCAAAUGUGUGCCGCCGGGUCAGUCCGGCAAUAAAGAGAUGUGCGGCAGCUGCUACACUAGCAUGACCACCCACGGCGGAAGGACCAAGUGCCCCUGAACUAUUAAUUACACGUAUUUAAUAAUUUAAUAAUUAUUAUACAUUCUGUAAUCCUUGAUGUUUCUCUGAAAUUAUGUUCCUUUUAAAUUUGUUUCAGUUGAUUACGCUUUUUGAAGGGACAACGACCCUUUGCGUUCAUUGUAUGCAAGUAAUAACCUAGAUAAAUAUUGCUGUAUGUCGAACGUAUAACCAAGUUUAUUUAAGGGAUUUUCCCCUUAAUAUUAUUAAAUUUAAGCUCAUUUCCAAAAAAGUGACUGCAUUUAU
Cuscuta europaea is the source of this 1041-nucleotide messenger RNA. NCBI's taxonomy places the organism in Eukaryota, Viridiplantae, Streptophyta, Magnoliopsida, Solanales, Convolvulaceae. The record is from the annotation of a GenBank genome assembly.